This is a messenger RNA of Ananas comosus (pineapple), 783 nucleotides long. Its product is annotated as 40S ribosomal protein S15a. Lineage: Eukaryota; Viridiplantae; Streptophyta; Magnoliopsida; Poales; Bromeliaceae. The transcript is spliced from 4 exons. Gene Ontology annotation, biological process: translation. The record is from RefSeq and is a predicted model, not a curated record. Gene Ontology annotation, molecular function: structural constituent of ribosome. Gene Ontology annotation, cellular component: cytosolic small ribosomal subunit; ribosome. Bases 148 to 540 code for a protein of 130 amino acids.
CUCAUUCUCCCCCGAACCCUUAAAACGCCUCCUCUAUUCGAACCCUUUCUCUCGCCGCCGUUGUUCAUCUUCUCCUUAGCUCGCCUCUCGAUUCGUCGUCCUCUUUCGCUCUCCUGCUCUCGAUUUUUCUAAGCAGGAUUCACAAGGAUGGUGAGAGUUAGUGUUUUGAAUGAUGCUCUUAAGAGCAUGUACAACGCUGAGAAGCGUGGGAAGCGACAGGUGAUGAUUAGGCCGUCGUCAAAAGUGAUCAUCAAAUUCCUUCUUGUUAUGCAGAAGCACGGAUAUAUUGGCGAGUUUGAAUAUGUUGAUGAUCACAGAGCUGGUAAAAUCGUUGUUGAGUUGAAUGGGAGGUUGAACAAAUGUGGUGUUAUUAGUCCUCGCUUUGAUAUUGGUGUUAAAGAAAUCGAGCCGUGGACUGCAAGACUGCUUCCUUCACGUCAGUUUGGGUACAUUGUCCUGACAACUUCUGCUGGUAUCAUGGAUCAUGAAGAGGCUAGGAGAAAGAACGUUGGCGGUAAAGUACUUGGCUUUUUCUACUAGAAGGCAUUUUUGUUUGCGAGAUGGAGGCUAAUAUUGGUAUAAUUUAUGAUUAAGAAUAUGAUUUUCUGUGAGGAACUCUUUAGAGGAAUUUUGGAACUUCGAUCAAAGCUGUUCUUUUGUUUGUGUUUACUGUGAACUAUCAAAUGCAGUAGGAAAGUGUUGGUGUUUCCUUUGAAGAUUGUGUAAUCUGAAUUCUUGCUUUAUUUCAAACCUUGUUCUGCAGCGUAGAAAUUUGAGUUCAAA